UUAGUUGGUUCUCUCAGACAACUGGCAACUCCGUCGUUGGCUGCCGCGCGUGCUUAUCGUAUCGCACCGUGAAUCAAUUUUGAUUGUUCGUUCUAAAUUUCCGAUGACUUAGUGACAAAAAUAGUGUAGUAAAAAUGACAUUGGUAAAUUGGUAAAUGAAAUAAAUCGUAUUUAAAUUUAAUCGUUUCUGUGUUUAUUUCGUGCUUAGUGUCAGUAUUAAGUGAGUAUUAUGAACUUUGAGGACUAUGAAACCCUUCCAACCCAGAACUCUGUCACACAUAUGACAGCUGGAGCGAUAGCGGGAGUGAUGGAGCAUUGCAUAAUGUACCCGCUCGACUCCGUCAAGACGCGCAUGCAGUCGCUGCGGUCGGCGCACAACGGCAGCAUCCGGGAGACGCUGCGCUACAUGGUGCAACGCGAGGGCCUGCUCAGGCCCAUUCGCGGCAUGUCUGCGGUGGUGGCGGGCGCAGGGCCGGCGCACGCCUGCUUCUUCGCCACCUACGAGCAGAGCAAGCACACGCUCGGACAUCUCACCAGGCAUCGCCACGACCACAUCACGCACGGUCUGUCGGGCUGCCUGGCGUCGCUGGUGCACGACGCAGUGUCCAACCCGGCGGAAGUGGUGAAGCAGCGGCUGCAGAUGCUGCACUCGCCGUACCGCGGGGUGUGGGAGUGCGCGCGCCGCAUCUACCGCGCCGAGGGCCUGCGCGCCUUCUACCGCUCCUACGGCACGCAGGUCGCCAUGAACGUACCCUUCCAGGCGGUGCACUUCGUGACGUACGAGUGGUGUCAGGCGCGCGUGAACCCGACGCGCGCGUACGACCCCGCGGCGCACGCGCUGUCCGGCGGGCUGGCGGGCGCGCUGGCCGCCGCCGCCACCACGCCGCUGGACGUCUGCAAGACGGCGCUCAACACGCAGGAGGCGACGGCGGACGGGCUGGCGCAGGCCGCCGCGCUCGUCUUGCGCACCUCCGGCCUCAAAGGCUUCUUCCGCGGCCUGCACGCGCGCGUCCUCUACCAGAUGCCCGCCGCCGCCAUCUGCUGGCUCACCUACGAGACCUUCAAGCACAUCCUCGCCAAGACGGAGGACGGUGGAGGGGAUGGGGUUGCAAAAGACAGAACGGGCGGCGUCAGUAACGCGGGCGGCGUGGGGGGCGUGGGCGGCGUGGGGGGCGUGGGCCCGCCGCUGGCGUGCGCGGCUCUGCGGCUGGCGGCCGAGGUGCCGCCGCCGUCUCUGACGCGCACGUAGUCGCCGCCGGCGCCCUCUUGUUGAACUUUGUUGUUGAAAACGUUGACAAAAAUAUAUUUGUGUUUUUUUUUUGGAAAUUUCUCGCCCGAUUUCGUUUCGGUCCGAUGUCUGUGAUGUUGUUUUAAUGUGGUGCGGAGCGCGGCCGGAGUCUGCGCGGGGACUUACAUACAGUCAUUCUAUCCUAUGUUUUGUUUGUUGAGGGUUAGAAGGUCCUCGCCCCCUCCCACUCACCCC
This is a messenger RNA of Papilio machaon (common yellow swallowtail), 1483 nucleotides long. It is a transcript of the gene mfrn, whose product is annotated as mitoferrin-1. Gene Ontology annotation, molecular function: ferrous iron transmembrane transporter activity. The transcript is spliced from 7 exons. Gene Ontology annotation, cellular component: mitochondrial membrane. Bases 230 to 1249 code for a protein of 339 amino acids. The record is from RefSeq and is a predicted model, not a curated record. Lineage: Eukaryota; Metazoa; Arthropoda; Insecta; Lepidoptera; Papilionidae. Gene Ontology annotation, biological process: iron import into the mitochondrion.